Molecule: messenger RNA, 1563 nt
Organism: Ipomoea nil (Japanese morning glory)
Lineage: Eukaryota; Viridiplantae; Streptophyta; Magnoliopsida; Solanales; Convolvulaceae
Exons: 2
Coding region: 1-1563 (520 amino acids)
Source: RefSeq, a predicted model, not a curated record
AUGGAAAAAGAUCAUGCUAACCGUUCUAAGCAGCUCGUCUUUAGCCUUGCUAAAUUUGAUGACUGGAAGAUAAGAAUGCAAGCACUCCUCUGCUCCAUACAUGACGAAAUGUGGGACGUCAUAACAACUGGACCAAUUACAGUUAUGACGGUGAACACACAAGCGGCAACUCAAGGAGCCGGUGCUGAGCAAAUGAUACCGAAGCCAAAAGAUUCAUAUACCUCGGAAGAAAGGACAAGAGCAAACCUGGACAACGUAGCACGAAACAUUCUCUACAACUCUCUUGACGACUCCUUGUUCCCAAGAGUUCGAAAGUGCAAGAAUGCCAUGGAAAUAUGGAAUGUUCUGAUGGAACUAGGAGAAGGGGAUGAGCAGGAGAAAGACAACAAACUGACUGUAGCCAUGAAGAAGUUUGAAGAUUUCAAGAUGCUUCCAAAUGAGACAAUCAUGGACAUGGAGUUGAGGUUCACCAGACUCAUGGGAGAUCUGACUGAUCUUGGGAAGGAAUUGACCGAAAAAGAAAGGAAUCUAAAAAUUCUUCGCGGCCUGCGAAAAUCUUGGGAAAUGAAGGUCAUUGCAAUGAGGGACAAUCGAGACAUGAAAACAACGAGCACGUCCAAGAUCUUUAGUGAUCUCAAAGCAUAUGAGUUCGAACAUGAACCGAAAGAUGCCGAAGAAUUAGAAACAAGAAAUGUCGCUCUAAUGGCCAACCAAUCAGCAUCAACAUCCAACAGCAACACUUCCAAAAGCCCAUCCAAGGAGACUGGAGAAAGACACAAAAGAAAUGACAAACCAGAAUCUUCAGGCUCCAGAAACGAGAGAAGAAGAAAGGCAAUGGUGGUGAACGAAACCUCUGACACAGCUGUGAACGAAAGUAGCUCCUCAAGCUCGAGUUCAGACGAUGAAAGUUCUGAAGAAGAAAAAGGACUCCUAUGCCUUUUCAGUCAGGAAUCAGAAGAUCUAUGCCUUAUGGCUGACGAAGAUGAGGUAAACUCUCAUUCAUCUUCUUGUUAUUCAGCUGAGUCAAGUUCUGUAGGGAGUCAAACCUCCAAUGAAUCAGUUACCGAAAUGAUGAGGAGGUUCAAAGUGAUAAAUAGCACCUACUCCAAACUUAAGGAGGAGAACUCUCAGCUCACAAUUAGCUACAAUGCACUGAGGCAAGUUCGAAUUGAGAACAUUAAGCUAGCCAUUGCUAAGGAGCAACUUGAGAAAAAUGUUCUUACUCUGAAGGAGCAGUGCACAGCAAGAGAAAGGAGAGAGCAAGAAUUGCUUGAAGUCUUGGACCAAUUUAAUAAUUCAUCCAAUCUAAUGGAUCGAAUGAUAAAUGACUCCAGACUGCCCGGGGAAAGAAAGGGAAUUGGUUUUAACCCCAGCUCCUCCUCACAAACCUGCUUGAACAAAUCCACGAAUGCAUAUUCACACGAAGGCUUUCAAGCUACAUUUGUUCAAGGACCAACCCAGGUGUCUGAGCCAGUGACGAAAGUUAACAAACGAUGCCAUACCACAAUCAACAAGCUUACCGAAAGGAAAGGCUGUAUAACGAAUUGUGGAUCCUCGAAAUGA